UGCAAAACGGAGUAGACGUCAGCACUUCUGGCGACAUUGACAUGCACGGGGACUCGUUGACCGCGGAAGCGCCUGCCGCAGCGAGCGAAGGCGACGACGACCAAGAGGAGGGCCUGGACGACCUCUUCGGCGACGAUGAUGAGGUUGAGCCCGUAGCUCAUGAGAAGGAUGAAGAUACGCAGUCGGUGGCGACAUCGGAGAGGCUACCUUCACCCGAGCGCGAGCACCGAAAAGCGAUGGAGUACGCGGAGGAGGACGUGGUUGAUCAGGGUGGCCAAUUGGAGGCAGACGUGCAGAUACCCAACGUCCCUGCGCCACGAAGUUCGGACGGUCAGCAAUGGGUGCUGCGUAUACCUAGCUACGUACGAAUCGAUUCCAAACCUUUCCACCCCGACACAUACUAUGGCCCUGAAGAUGAAGACUCGGAACAAGCCAGUCUGAUGCGGGAGAAAAGCAUGUCCAUACGACUGGCGGUCGAAAACACGGUCAGGUGGAGGUGGACGAAGGACAAGAACGGGGUCGACCGUCGACAAUCGAAUGCUCGCGUUAUCCGCUGGUCGGACGGUACAUUAAGUCUGAAACUCGGCAGGGAGCUUUUCGACAUCAACCAAACGUUGGACACGUCCGGCGCCGUUGCGCGCCAAGGCCUAGGCGCCUCACAAUCCCAGCAAGGCUUGUCGCAGUCGCAGUCGCAGUCCCAAUCCCAGAUUGCCGGCGCGAAUGGUGUCUAUACCGGCCUCACCUAUCUUGUCGCGCAGCACAAGCGCGCGGAGAUCUUGCAAGCGGAGGCCGUCAUCACCGGCACGAUGUCGCUCCAGCCGACCGACAUGUUGUCCGAGACGCACCGCAUGCUCGUCAAGGCCGUCGGCCAGAAGCACGUGAAGACUGCCAGAUUGAGGAUGGCGCCGGACCCGACGAGGGACCCGGAGCUCGAGCUGAUGGAGGAGAUGAAGAGAGAUAAGAAGACGAGGGUGAGGGGACCGAAGGACGAGGGCGAUGAGUUUGGGGAGAAGAGGAGGAGACGGUCCGGAGGGGGCGGGAGGAGCCGUGCGCGCCGAGCGGAAGACGUGUGGUCAGACGAAGACGAAGACGAUGGUGUGUACGGAGGGUUUGACGACGAGGAUAUGGGCGGAGGCAGUUCGCAGAAGAGAUCUCGGGCAAAGGAGGAGAAGAAACGAGGGGGAGACUACGAGACGGACGAUUUCCUUGUGGCCGACUCGGAUGAAGAUGCCGACGCUGGCGGCGACUCGGACGAAGAAGUUAGCUCACGCCCGAAGAAGAAGAGUAAGAGGCGGGAGGAGGAGCACAGCGAAGAAGAUCCGCUGGACAAGCUCGACGCCGCGAUCGAAGCAGAAGAGGAGAAGAAGAGGAAAAGCGGAAAGAGCGGAGAUGAAGAUGAGGACAGCGAGGACGAUCACGAGAAGGAUGUGCACAAAGAUGAGGACGAUGCGGACAAGAUGGAUAUGGAUGUGGAGAGCGAGGAGGAUGAAGAUGAAGGAAGAGUGCGAAAGGCAGGGACAGCGUCAGGCACGAGGAAGAAGAGAGUUGUUGGAUAUGAUGAGGAGGAGGAUGAAUAAUUGUAGUGUUCUUUCCUGCUAUAGCGGGCUGCUAUCUACUGUGCUCUUUUACCAUGAUGUCCAG
Messenger RNA from Punctularia strigosozonata HHB-11173 SS5, 1641 nucleotides. RefSeq lists its product as uncharacterized. The coding region runs from base 42 to 1577 and encodes 511 amino acids. The transcript has 4 exons. Gene Ontology annotation, cellular component: nucleus; Cdc73/Paf1 complex. Gene Ontology annotation, molecular function: RNA polymerase II C-terminal domain phosphoserine binding. Gene Ontology annotation, biological process: positive regulation of transcription elongation by RNA polymerase II; transcription elongation by RNA polymerase II. NCBI's taxonomy places the organism in Eukaryota, Fungi, Basidiomycota, Agaricomycetes, Corticiales, Punctulariaceae. The record is from RefSeq and is a predicted model, not a curated record.